Molecule: messenger RNA, 1677 nt
Organism: Blastomyces dermatitidis ER-3
Lineage: Eukaryota; Fungi; Ascomycota; Eurotiomycetes; Onygenales; Ajellomycetaceae
Product: bis(5'-nucleosidyl)-tetraphosphatase
Exons: 5
Coding region: 437-1000 (187 amino acids)
Biological process (GO): nucleotide metabolic process
Molecular function (GO): catalytic activity
Source: RefSeq, a predicted model, not a curated record
UUCUGAGCUAGCCUGUUCCACUCCUCCUAAGUUAUGGACCUAAAUUGCUUUAUAUCCUGCCUCUAUUAUGUAAGCUAGCUAUGGACAUGGGUUCGAAUCCGGGACGGUGCGAUUUGGGGGCGGGGUGGCGAUUUGAUUCCUUGCUCAUGCAUUAUCUUGUGUGCAUUGCUUAUAUAUUCUUGACCUAUAACUAACUAUCAUGUCAUCUUUAGUCACCAGUGCAUUGCGGGGGCGCAGGGCGUCAUGUUUCCCUCCGGCGACCGGCAGCUGAACCGCUGACCCCUCGCCUAAUCAGGACAGCGGAAUAUCAACAUCAGCAACAAGAAGCCGCCAUCAUCUCUCAACAAAAGUCGAACGUUCUUCUUCCUCACAUUUAUUAUUUACCUCAAUUGACUUUCUAUUUUCCAAGUUUAAUCUCAUACCAAAUACCUUCACCAUGUCUGCUGCUUCCGCUGCUUGUCUCUUCUGUAGGAUCGUGAAGGGCGAGAUCCCUAGCUUCAAGCUCUAUGAGAGCGAACGAGUCCUGGCCUUUCUUGACAUAAUGCCACUGAGCAGGGGCCACGCGCUCGUCAUCCCCAAAUUCCACGGUGUCAAACUGACUGAUAUUCCCGAUCAAGACCUUGCUGAGCUUCUGCCCGUUGCCAAAAAGUUAGCAAUUGCCUCGGGCGCCGUGGAUUUCAAUAUCCUCCAGAAUAACGGAAGACCAGCCCACCAAUUUGUUGAUCAUGUUCACAUUCACAUGGUACGUUUUCCAUUUUCUUUUCAAUUCCCCUCAUCCGUCCAUUUUUAUCCAUCCUAUCAAAGAUUCUUUUAUCCCCACCCCAACCCAAGGCCGGGAGAGUUGUUUAGGUUGAAAGUCUACAAAAAAGAUGUAAAGCAACAGAAAAAAACUCUGAGUGUACCCCUGCAACAUAAUCCAAAUGCGCAAAAAAAAAAAAAAAAAAAAAAAAAAAAAAAAAAAAAAAAAAAAAAAAAAAAAUUAUACGAAAGCCACUUGUGAGAAAUCAAGGCAUACAUGCUAACAUUUUGAACCCCUCCCCCCUCCACCCCCCGGGAGGGGCCCGCCAUCGAAAAAAUUUAGAUCCCAAAACCAAACGAGAAAGAGGGGCUCACUGUUGGUUGGCCCAACGCAGAGGCAGACAAGGAGGAGCUCAAGGCGCUUUGCGAAGAGAUGAAGGCGAAGAUGUAAACUAGGAGUUAAUGAUAUUGAAUCGCUCCGAUGCAAGAAAGAGGGGAAGAGAGGGGGAGGCUGAGUGCGUUUGUUGGAAAUAAUGUGAACAAGAGGGCUAUGCGACACUUAUUUUUUUUAUUUUUUUUUAUUUUUUUUCUCCUCUUUGUGGCCCCUCUCGUUGGUAACUAUUUAGCACAGCUACAUGUGUGGAUAUAUGGAGGAAGGGAGGGAAGAGAAGAACAAAAAGGCAACGUUGAGGUGGGUUCGGGAAUUCCAUGAAAGGCGGACCGACCAGAAGAAACUUGAUGAACACCCGAUUCCACGGGGUUGCAUUGCAGUUGUUAAUAUGUCGUGACUAACAUAGGUGCUGAACGAUAUUUAGUAGAAUAAUGACUUCCUAUACUCACUUCACUAUUAUUAUUAUGUAUUACCUUUCCAUCAAAUCAAUCCCAUAUGCCCUAGCUCACCUCCCGCGCAACCAAUCCAUUCCCCGCGUUAACUCUUUU